GCGGCCAUCAGUGCAUGCGCCCCGCCAUGGCGUCGCUGCCCUCCUCCUCCUACCUCGUCGCCGGCUUGCUUGGCCGCCCCGGCGCUGCCAAGGCCAUGGCGCGCACCGACGCCGCGCCCGCGGAUGCGGCCACCGCGGGCAGCAGCGGGGGGCCGGGCAGUGGCGAGGGCGGGCAGUGGUACUUCAGCCGCGAGCACAUUGAGAAGCACUCGCCGUCGCGUGCCGAUGGCAUUGACUUGCGGCGUGAGACGUAUCUGCGCCGCUCCUACUGCACCUUCCUGCAGGACCUCGGCAUGCGCCUCCGCGUGUACGCCCUCACCCCCCACCCCACCCCCGCGCCUCACGCCCUUCCCCCGCGCCUCGUGCCCUUCCACCGCGCCUCAUGCCCUUCCCCCGCGCCUCAUGCCCUUCCCCCGCGCCUCAUUCCCUUUCCCCGCGCCUCAUGCCCUUCCACCGCGCCUCAUGCCCUUCCCCCGCGCCUCGUGCCCUUCCACCGCGCCUCAUGCCCUUCCCCCGCGCCUCAUGCCCUUCCCCCGCGCCUCAUGCCCUUCCCCCGCGCCUCAUGCCCUUCCACCGCGCCUCAUGCCCUUCCCCCGCGCCUCGUGCCCUUCCACCGCGCCUCAUGCCCUUCCCCCGCGCCUCAUGCCCUUCCACCGCGCCUCAUGCCCUUCCCCCGCCCCUCACGCCGUUCCCCCGCGCCUCAUGCCCUUCCCCCGCCCCUCAUGCCAUUCCCCCGCGCCUCAACCGCCGCAGAUAACGAUAGCGACGGCCAUCGUGUUCUGUCAUCGCUUCUUCAUGCGCCAGUCGCACGCCAAGAACGACCGCUAUGCGAUAGCGACGGUGUGCAUGUUCCUGGCGGGCAAGGUGGAGGAGACGCCGCGCGCGCUCAGGGAGGUGGUGCAGAAGAGCCUCGACGCGCAGGCCCGCAAGGACCCCGCCGCCGCUGCCAAGCUGCCCCACAAGGAGGAGCAGCAGAGGGAGGUGGUGCUGGUGGGCGAGGGGCUCGUGCUGGCCACGCUGGGGUUCGACCUCAACGUGGCGCACGCGUACAAGCCGCUGGUGGCCGCCGUCAAGCGCUUCAAGGUCGCCCAGCAGGCCCUCGCCCAGGUCGCCUGGAACUUCAUCAACGACGGGCUGCGCACGUCGCUGUGUCUGCAGGUGCGAGCGGAGCAGUUCGCGGCGGGCGCCAUCAGCCUGGCGGCCAAGUUCCUGCGAGUGAAGCUGCCGGGCGACAGCGACUCGCCCUGGUGGGCUGACUUCAACGUCACCCCCAAACUGCUCCACGACGUGAGUGUGCAGCUGUUGGAGCUGUACGAGCAGGUGCGCCUCGCCCCCAACCCCUCCCACGUCGCCUCCACUGCCAUCGCUCCCUCCGCUGCUGCUGCCGCCCGUGGCACCUCCCGUGGGGCCGCGUCCUCCCUCUCCUCGCAACCCCCCCUGCCAUCCGCCACCACCACCAGCAGCAGUGCGCCCUCGCAGGGGAGGGCGUCUGCUGGCGGCUUCAGUGACUCGCGUGGCGCCGCUGCUGCCGGCGGGGCUGUGGGCGCGCAGGGGGCGAGGAGGCACAGUGAUGGGGAGAGGGAGCGAGACGUGGAGAGAGGCGGGCAGCGGGAGAGUGAUCGCAGGAGGGAGCGGGAGGCGGUGAAGGGCAGGGAUGGGAGGGCGGGUGGUAGCGUGGGAGGUGAGGGUGGCUGUCAUGCUUUUAUACUUAGUAUAGAUAUAAUAAGAUAG
Messenger RNA from Closterium sp. Naga37s-1, 1731 nucleotides. Lineage: Eukaryota; Viridiplantae; Streptophyta; Zygnematophyceae; Desmidiales; Closteriaceae. The record is from the annotation of a GenBank genome assembly.